CUACUAGAAGGCUACUGAUGUAGUCGUGAGUUUUCUUUGUGAGUAUGAAUGAUCUGUAGGCCUUUUCGUUCGUAUUCAAUGUUGACGCUUUACUUUAUGUUAAGAAACUAGUACUACUUUUUAUUAGGCUGAAAAAAUGAGAAAAGGCGGCUCUUCAACUUCGAAGGCAUCGGGCGCGCCUGAUUCAACAAGUUCCCGCUGCAGGACAGCUGGUGGAGUGCAUAACUCGACGAGUAGACGGGAGCAAGUUCGUUCAGCGGGAAACAUGCGGUAUUUUAAUCACAGCAGUCAAAGUAAGAGUUUGGCCUCUGCUAUGGAGCGACUUGUGGCUGCAGCAGAAGUUUCUCAAGAAUGUAAUAGUAGAAGUAGCAAUAAGCGGGCUUCUUCGCCGAAGCUGGUAAGAUUUCCCGCAAGAAAGAAAAGCCGAAGCAUCGAUCAGGUGGCAGAUAGAAGACGAGUAGAAGUUGCAGGCCGUCCCCAGCCUUUGCCUUCAUCAUGUGCUUCUUCUUCUUUAUUUGCGUCUGAAGUCGAGCGCGAGCGAAAAACUGACAGCCGAUGUCUAAGUCCACAAGGUCCCCGUCGUGUUCGCGACCGCGAGCAGGCUGAUUUGUCAGUUGGGAAGCUCAACGAUCUGAAAGUGCUCGAUCAAGCUUUCCUAACCGGAGGUGGUCACCAGAAAUCGGGAAACGUCGAUGAAGUAGAGAUGCCCAAGAAUGCUAGCAAGAAGAGAAACCAAAGGGAUUUGGCGUCGUCUUUCU
This is a messenger RNA of Amoebophrya sp. A25, 758 nucleotides long. Lineage: Eukaryota; Dinophyceae; Syndiniales; Amoebophryaceae. The record is from the annotation of a GenBank genome assembly.